AUGUCAGAAGAAAUUGUUAAACAAAUGGUUAGAUUUGUACAGUCAUUGCUAAUCUCGGUACCUCAGUAUGUUUUAGGUUCCUUAUCUGCAAUAGCGAUCUUAGGGGCCACACCGAACGAUGCGAUCGUUAUGAGCGCAUAUUGGCUCAAAGAUGAUCAUUUUUAUGAAAUUGAUGAAAAGACAGAUAAUGGUGUCACAAUACUCAACUACAAGCUUUUUGGAUGGCAUGCUAAACAAAUGAAGCUCACCCCGGAACAGGAAGAAUGUAUGAAAGGAUGUGUGGCUGGGGCAUCAAUAUUAGAUCGUCUCAGUUACAUGGUAUCCAUUUACUACAUAAUAGUAGGGAUACUUGCAGGUAUAAUCAGGGCAGUCGCACCAUGUAUCAAAGAGGAAUGGCCAUAUAUACCACUAGCAUUGGCUUGGACUUUGCCAGCAAUUUUUAAGAGAGUGAUAGGAGGAAUAGUGGUGGUCCAUAACCCCAAUGAAAGGAUUUUUAAGCUUGGGCAAAUAAUAACAAGUAAAUCAACAAAGGAUAGAAGACAUAACAUUAUUGAGACUGGUUUAUUCGCAAUUAUAGCUCCUUGGCUGGCAGUACUUCUGGCCUAUUUCACAAACCCAGUCGGAAUACGUGGCAAAAAUAUCCGAUUCUUAGUUCAUUGUUACUUUUGGAUUUCUGGUGCAUUUGUAGCAUUUAUGCUACUUUUAUUGGUUUUGCUAAGUAAUUCAAGACUAUUGUGGCUUUAG
This is a messenger RNA of Entrophospora sp. SA101, 744 nucleotides long. NCBI's taxonomy places the organism in Eukaryota, Fungi, Glomeromycota, Glomeromycetes, Entrophosporales, Entrophosporaceae. The record is from the annotation of a GenBank genome assembly.